Molecule: messenger RNA, 1375 nt
Organism: Mycena citricolor
Lineage: Eukaryota; Fungi; Basidiomycota; Agaricomycetes; Agaricales; Mycenaceae
Source: the annotation of a GenBank genome assembly
UGCCCAGCGGGCAGUGGUCUCUGUGUUGCAGGGAGCAUAUUCGAGUGAUAUAGUUGUCCUUGUCACCGCGUUGACCGAAUCCAAUACUGGAGCAGUCUGUUUCUUGGGCUCUGCCUUUGGCUUGAUCCGCAGACCCGUGGAGAAGUCCACGGAGGGAAAAUUGGUCAACAUAUCGACGGAAGGGAAGUUGGCGAGCAUCUUAGCAGUGCUGCAGACUUGUCAACUUGCUAGUCAAUGACAGCCCAGACCGUCGCAGACAGCUGUUUGAAGGCUUAGUCAUCCAUCGUUCCUCUCACCUCGGACGCGAUGAGUCGCAAGGUUCUGAAGAGCGUCGCAUUUAUAUCGCCCCAGAACCAUCCCAUACUCAUCCGAACUUUCGAGAAGCAGGACGAAAACGCGCUCAAAUACCAUUAUAUUGCCCACACCAGCCUGGAUGUCAUAGAAGAGCGAGUGGCCGCGGGCGGCAAGUCAACGGAGUGUUAUCUGGGCCUCCUCUAUGCCAUGGAAGAUGUCGCUGUCUAUGGGUACAUUACACCUCUGAAAGUCAAGAUCGUUGUGUCGCUGGCGCUGUCAGAUUCGGUGGUCAGAGACUUGGAGAUGACAAUGAUAUUCAAAGCCCUGCACAUGGCAUACUACUCCGCGAUCUCAAGCCCGUUUCUCAAGUUGGAUGCGUCGGCUGAUGCCAACGACUAUUCUCCGUAUGCACUCGUCGGACGCGCGAAAAUGAAGAACUUCCGAAAUCGGAUAGACGAGAUCGGUCGAGUGGUCAGCAAUCCCUCGAGUCCAUGAGUUGAGAAUGAGGCCUGGUUUCCGCACUUGCUCCCCGUCUGACUUUGCGUGACGAUGUGGUGGACAAGAGCUCUCCGCCUCUGAGACAGAUACGAUGCGCACAUAGUUCCUGUCUUGUACAUAUUAUAUUCCCUGAAUAGCAUCCUCCAAUGCGGCCAGCGCCUCGAGAGCCUCUCUCGCCAUGACCCGCACAAUAUUGUCCACGUCGGUGCUAGUAAUGUAGCCUAACGUUGCUCUCAUGCGUCGAAGCAAUGCACCCGGAAAUUCAGGAUGUGUAGAAUCAUAUAACAGCCGAGUGGUCUCACGAAUCAGGAGAGCUAGAAAGUGUAAAGCUGCCCUGCGAAAGGCGGGAAGCUUUGUGUUGGUAGACGUUGGGUUCUGGUCUUCCGUUUCCUGAACAGCGGCAGCUGUGCUCUCCACUUGGAGCAGAUCCACCAUCGCCUCGGACAGAUCAGUCACAUAUUGGCUAGGGCCAACGGGCUGGUGCUUUCGCAAUCGCCCAAUAGGGCCAAGGCAGAGGUUCGGAGCGGAACGGGAACUUGAGGAGAUCUAACCAAUUGGAACAACGGUGGGACAAGGAUGUCCG